AAUACUGUAUGCCACGGUUCAGAUAUUUUAAACGCUUUUUGAUGCUUACCAGAGUAAUGGAUUUGAGGCAGCUAUUUCAAGAAUUACACAACAAAUAUAUGAGCGCCAAAGAUUUUUAUGGCUGGUAUCUUUUAUUGGACCAACUGCAUGGUUUGGAUAGACUUGGACAAACUUUUUGAAUGUGGUGUAUUUUUCUUCCUGUCACUUCAGGACCAUCACAGCUACAUCACUUGAACACUACCAAAACAAGUAUACUUUUUUCCAAGUAACCCUGAAAACUGUCAGUGUCCUGAGCAACCAGCAUUUAGUCAAACAAGGUAGACUUCUGACUAUUUUCAAGUGUAGCUUUAGAAAUACUACUUUGUGACUUGUAUGUUUUUAACACACAGGCAUGAUGUUUAUGCUACAUUAAACUCGCUGAACAUUCUUAAUGCGUGACCUGGGCUGUUUCAAGGAUUUUUAUGUGCCGUUAAAGAGGAAUGUUGCUUAACUAUCAAAGGACAUGAUGCAGAAUCCUUUAACUGUUUCUGGAGAUAAAUCCUCUUCAGGGACAAUACAAAGUGGAAAAGGUUUUCAGAAUAAAAGCCACUUUAGGACCAUCGCACCAAAAAUGGUACCAAAAGUUGUAACAUCAGGAAUGGUUUCUUGUCUUCAGCCUUCUCUGCCUGAGCAUAGUACUCCUGUUAGAGCUGCAAGCUCUAAACCACUUAUAGUGCCAACACAAAAUUAUGCUCUGAUGCAAGUUACUGGUCAUGAAGGAACUUUUUCUCUUGUGGCCUUGCCACAGGUUACUCCUGCACUAACCCAACAAAUCCAUCAGUCAAACAUGUCCCCUCCUGAAAACCUCAAACUACCUAUUCCUAGGUAUCAGUCUGUAAGAAGCAAAUUGCUGAUUGACAAAAAACCAACUCAAACCACUGCUUCAGGUACACAUAACAAGAUUCUUGUCAAGACACAGACUUCAUCACAGAUGCCACCAGUGACUACCUCUACUGAAGACCAUUCUGAAACUCAUUCUAUGACUCGUGCAUCUGAACAAAUGAUAUUACUGGAUCAGGGGUCAACUGAAGUUACAGUUGCUACUUUGCUAAAUGAAAGCAACAAUGUCAAAUCUGAACCUCUUUUAUUGAGCAAAACGGACACUGCUAGAGCUGUGUCAGAACCAUCUGCAGCUAAGCAACCUUUAUCCAAGCCAGUGGGUAUAAGUGAUCCACUGAAACUAAACUUGCACUCUAUGGAAACAGCAGAUGAAACCACAAAAGGCUCAAUUGUUGUAUGUGAGAAAGUUAAAGAAAAAACAGCGAAUUCUGCAAACUCUGUCACUGUGCUGUCACCAGCUGUUUUGGGCAACCCUGUGCAAUUGACUCCCUCAGCACCAAAAGGAAAACUACCUAUUUUGCCUUAUUCAAGAAUGAAAAAAACAAUAUUUUAUAAAUCUAAAUCAAAUUCUAACAUUGCAAAUGCUGCUGCUCCUGUGCAACCAUCUGAUUGUGAAAAGAUGCCAUCUUUGGUGAAAACCUUAAAUGUUUCUGGUAAACUGUUACCUAUAUCUUUUGCACAAGUCUCCAAACAACCAACGUGUGAAAAUGCUUUCUGUCCAGCAAGUAAAGUAGAUGUUGAUAAUCCAAAGAAAUUGGAUGCUGCAGCCUUGAAGAGAAGAGGGAGAAAACAAAGAAUCCCAGAUGAUAUAUUGGCCUUUCAGACCAAAAGAAAGAAGCGCAUUGUUAAUAAGUUUAGAGAAGGUAAAGAGAAAAUAAAAGUUGAUCCUCAGGAACCAAAAAACAGAAAGGGAGAUGAAGUAAAAAAAUACCGUAGUAUUAGGCCAAAACCUGUCGUUGUUAUGCAGGCUUUAGCUCCACUAACAUCUGCAUCCAUAAAGGGGUCCAAAUCUCCUGACCAGGUAAAACAAGACGCUUAUUUAAAUAAUUCACUUCCCAGUAAAUAUUUAAGUUAUAAACAGAGUGAAGAAGUUUCUGCUAAACCAAGGGAUUUGUGUAGGAAUGUAUUUUCUACUGUACCUAAGAUGUGGCAUAAGUGCCAUGUCUGCAACCACAACUUCCAGUUUAAACACCAUCUUCAGGACCAUAUGAACACACACACAAACAGGCGACCUUACAGUUGUCGAAUUUGCCGUAAAGCAUAUAUUCAUUCAGGAAGUCUAAGCACACACAUGAAGCUUCAUCACAGUGAAGGUCGACUCAAGAAACUGGUGUGCUGUGAAUUCUGUUCUAAAGUAUUUGGACAUGCAAAAGUAUAUUUUGGCCAUUUGAGGGAAGUGCACCGGGUUGUUAUCAGCACCGAGCUCUCCACUAGUGAACAACAGUUGCAAGAUGCUUUAAAGAUCAGAGACAUAAAUAUAAAAGGGGCAGAUGAAUCAAUAGAGAGGGAAAAUAAAUGCAAUUUUGAAGAUCUGUUUCAUAGUCAAGGAGAUGUUAAAGUACAGAUCAAAUGUGGCCGAUGCCAGUUUACUGCACUGUCCUUUGCUGAAAUGAAGUUUCAUUUGCUGUGUGCUCAUGGAGAGGAGAUCCAAGGAAGAAUAAAGGAUGGAAUUCUACAAGGAGGCAUGGGACCACAGGAGGAACUGAUCAAACAUGCAGCUCAUUUCUGGAAGAAGCACAAUGAGCACCGAAAUCUGGUGAAACGUGCCCCUUAUGAGGAGUUCUAUACUUUUCCAAAAUUGAGAAGGCAAAUCUGUCUUCAUCAUGAAAAUAAUGGUGAUAUACUAACUAAAAAUGAGGUGAUUCAGUUAGGGAACAAUGAACCAGCAAAGGAGUUGCAAAAUAUUGGCUCUGCUCCACAAACUAAAAAAAAUCAAAUUUGGUCUAAAGCAGGAUAUAACUGCAUUUUAUGCAAGCAGGUAUUUGGAAGAAAAGAGGACCUUUGUGGUCAUUGGCAGAGUUGCCAUAAUUGUGAAGACCCUUCUGUUCUUUGGACUAUUUUUAAUUCAUUCUUUAAACAGGGGGUUAGUGAACUUUCUAAUACCGAAAGACGAAGCAAUGACAACAUUCAGCUAGAAAAGUAUUCACCUCCAAAGUUUACUGAAUGAUUUGUGUCUCAUUCACAGUAUCCCAAAAACUGACUCAGAAAAGUUUCGCUUUUUUUUCAGUUAACAGUAGGACUGUUUGUACAUACAGUUUAGAUCUGUUUUGCUAAAUAGAAAACUGUAUUUGUAUUGUCAAACUUUCCAGACACACACACACACACACAAACCUUUUUUAUACCAGUGCACUAAGGGUGUUUAUAGAC
This is a messenger RNA of Gavialis gangeticus (Gharial), 3246 nucleotides long. RefSeq names its product zinc finger protein 438 (gene ZNF438). Lineage: Eukaryota; Metazoa; Chordata; Crocodylia; Gavialidae. Gene Ontology annotation, cellular component: nucleus. The transcript has 4 exons. Gene Ontology annotation, biological process: regulation of transcription by RNA polymerase II. Bases 503 to 3046 code for a protein of 847 amino acids. Gene Ontology annotation, molecular function: DNA-binding transcription factor activity, RNA polymerase II-specific; sequence-specific DNA binding. The record is from RefSeq and is a predicted model, not a curated record.